Molecule: messenger RNA, 684 nt
Organism: Naegleria fowleri
Lineage: Eukaryota; Heterolobosea; Eutetramitea; Acrasida; Naegleriidae
Exons: 1
Coding region: 1-684 (227 amino acids)
Source: RefSeq, a predicted model, not a curated record
AUGAAAUUCACCGCUACGUACAAGGCUCAUCAUCGAUUUCGGGAUUGUAUGCUCUGCGGAAUCUCUCUUCUAUUGAUAUUUACUGGAAUGUUGAUUACGGCCGUAAAAUCGGGUGAAAAGAGUGUCGAUAAAAUUGUGGAUUGCUGGAAUGUUACAUCUUUUGAUAUAAUUGGAAAUAUAACUUUACCAUUUGAGACGAUCAAAUUUACAAAUAUAUCCUAUGGAAAAGUGUUAACUAUUAGAGGAGAAAUAGUCGGUAAUAAUGGUGAUGUUAAUGCUCCGAGGACAUCAUCCUUUGGGUUUUACGCGAGCAUUGAUAAAAUUCCAACCAAAAAAGACUAUCAUUUCUACAUUCCGAUGAAUACCAACUUUUCAGCUUUUUCAAAAGGAAGUGAACGUGCUGUGUAUUAUGGGAUUAGUGGACCUGUUUUGUCUGGAGCAGCGUCUUUCACCUACGUGUUGAAUGUUCUGGUUCAUGAUCCAAAAGAGAUGCCACAAAGUAUUUUGUCGAUCAUUUUGACAAGUGGCAUUGUAAUUUUAAUUCUUGUGAUUUCAACAUUUGUGAUACAAACUGGAAUUUCAUUAUCCAUUGUGUCAGGAGUUGAUUUUUGUGCAAUGUGUAGAAAACGAAAGAAACAUGGAUAUGCACAAAUUGAUACUGUCUUCACACAGCAACAAGAAUAA